AUGUCAGGCUACCAAAAGCUUCUGAGGACCUCGAUCUUGGCGAUGUCGCCCUCCGCCAUCUCGAUCUUCGUGUCUUCAAUUGUUGUUACUUCCACUCUUUCUGAGACUACUAUAGUGUUAAAGCCUACAUUCUGGUCGAAUACCUCUACCGCGGGCUCAUCCACGGAUCAUACACACGCGAUGGAGAGUCCCUCUAUCGCUAGCACAACCAUGCCUUCACUGGAGAGCCAGCAAACAACCACCGGGCCGUUGAACUUGCAGCUGACUUCCUCGACUGCUCUGCCAGGGUCUCCAAAAUGGACAAACGCUACUGCACCUGCGUAUGUCAACACCAGCACUAUCAUUGGGCUUGCAGGCAUGAGCUCUGCGUCUUCAGUGUAUUCCUGGAACGACACAAUAAACAUCGGGUUCAUUCUCUACCGAAUCAGUGGUGCUCUCAUAGAUUUUGGGCUCCAGUACACUUGUUCAACAACCUUCUUCGCCUUCAAGGCCAUCGGGUGUUGGCGACUCCGUAAAUCCACGACACCCUACCCUCCACAAGUUACCAUGACAUCGACGCAGGCUUCAUUCGCUCCUAUCCUCCCCUACACUAUCGGCAGUCAGGUCUUCUCUACAGUGAUCACGUCUCCAUUCGCAGCGCCAACAAUGAUGAUCAUUACGACUGUGGCCCUGAGGCAGACAGCAGUUCUACAGUACCUAUCUGGGGGUGCGAUAGCCACACCUAUUGCGACACACAACUCAAACACACCUGCUAUGCUGACAUUGAACCCCACUAAUUUCGAGAUAUCCUCCGCGUUAACGAUGGCGUCACUGCGGUGGAUGGGCGUGGCGCUAGCUGUGCAAGACUGGAGUCAGAGUAGUAUGGAUCCAGCAAAGCAAAUAGUGGUUGCAGAGGGUUUUAGCAGGUUCAUGGAAGAGAUGGGCUCGCUCAUGGGUCGAACGACUCCAGACGACGAGGAUGACCACGACGAUCACCACAAGAAAGAUGACUCAUGCACACGAUCUAGCAGUGGGCUUCGGUUCAUUGGAAAUGUCCCCAAAACGAUUUCGUGCAUUAUUGGCACGGCGUCAGACAUCAGUCAUGCGUUUAGUAUGUUGAUCAAGGGGGCAAUAGAUAUUCAUACAGCAAUUUCGACAUCUGCUGUCCAGAUGGCGGCUAUACUUGAUGUGAUCAAGUUCAUGGCGGAUCCAGCCUUGAACACACGACUAGUCACUCCACCACUUUCGCCUCCCUCUACCAGCAACGGGUCGCAUGUUACUGAGUCUGCACACGUACCCCCCUCAAUGCCGUUUCUGACGACUCAACCAAACUCCUGGCCUUUGCCGUCGCUAAGUCCAUUGCAAUCGGCCCGCACGCUACUGUCAAACUCCGAAACAUCGACUGAUACUUCCAGGUCCAGCACUUUGGUAUCUUCCAGUGUCUCUAGCACCAUGGCUUGUGCUGUGCCAACUUCAAUUGUCAGCGCCUUUCCAGGGGAAUUGUAUACCAAGAAGCCCUUCUGUCCUCGAUUUCAGCCAUGCGUUGUUUCCUGUACAACGUGCCUCCAAGAAGUCUAUGUAGAGGGUAUGGAAGGAUUUGGGGGAGGUAUGAUCGAUGAAACAUACAACAGGUCGGACACCCUCGUAUCAAUCUUUUUGGCACAGCUCGACCACCCGGAGAGUACUACGGAAGAAGGCAUUAACGCUUUCAUGCGUUCUAAAUUUGCUGAUGCAAAGCAUGCGUGCGAAACGAAUAACGAAGAGCGAGUUUUCGUUCCCCAUGGCCAUACGGGCACGUAGAUUGAGAAAGGCGUUCCGUCUGCUCUAUUUCGCACAUACGACUACGCAAAGAUGGUGUUGGGCUUGGUGAAUCUGUACGAAUGCACGCCCGUGUUGAUCGUGUCAAAAGCUGCAAUAAGGUGGUCCCACUUUUAGGAGCUUCCUGGCUUUCUAGCCUGGUACGAUGAGGAAUCCCCGAGCGAUGGAUUCUACGAUACCCGGGAUGAUCCAUAAGAGAAUGAGGAAGAAGGUAAACGGAGUAUUUUUCGAACCUACGUGCUCGACGUUUCGGAGUCAACGAAGAGCUGCUAUAUGAACGAGGAACCCAAGAGCUUUUUGAGCUUGGCAUGCCACGUCGACAAAGCCUUCGCGGAAGGCGAAGAGCCACGAGUCAUCGUUAUCACCACUAGGUCUUCAGACGGUUCGGAGCUAGCGUACCCGAAU
Molecule: messenger RNA, 2202 nt
Organism: Alternaria rosae
Lineage: Eukaryota; Fungi; Ascomycota; Dothideomycetes; Pleosporales; Pleosporaceae
Exons: 2
Coding region: 1-1779 (592 amino acids)
Source: RefSeq, a predicted model, not a curated record